Struthio camelus australis is the source of this 3436-nucleotide messenger RNA. Lineage: Eukaryota; Metazoa; Chordata; Aves; Struthioniformes; Struthionidae. The record is from RefSeq and is a predicted model, not a curated record.
UGACAUCAAUGAUGUUGCCUCUAUGGCUGGUGUUAAUCUUAAUGAAGAAAGUGCCCGAAUUAUGGCUACCAACUCUGACCUGGUUGGAACGCAGAUACAGUCCUGUAAAGAUGAACCCUUUCUUGCUGCUAUACCUCUACAUAAACGCAUACUUGAAAUGGCUAAAAAAUUAGGAAUUACUGAUGUGCCAGCUGAGGUGGUUACUUUUAUUUCCCAUGCAACACAAAACAGAUUAAGAACAGUGAUAGAAAAAGUAACAGUGAUAACCCAGCACCGAAUGGAAUCACACAAAGAUGAUGAGUGGUAUGAACAAGCUACAGAUGUCCGAUCACAGUUAAAAUUUUUUGAACAGUUGGAGCGCUUAGAAAAGCAAAGGAAAGAUGAACAAGAGAGGGAAAUCUUGCUAAAGGCUGCCAAGAGUCGCUCAAGGCAAGAAGACCCAGAGCAAGCUAGACUGAAACAAAAAGCAAAGGAGAUGCAGCAACAAGAACUUGCACAAAUGAGGCAGAGGGAUGCCAAUCUAACUGCACUGGCAGCUAUUGGUCCCCGGAAAAAACGGAAGCUUGAUUCACCUGGACUGCUUACCAUAGGAGGAGAGGGCCUCAGUAUGUCCGGUGGAAGUCAGGCUGGCUUGGGGACUCCUUCAUCCAGGCAGUAUGCACGACAGAAAAUAACUCGCGUAAACCUCAGGGACUUCAUCUUCUACAUGGAACAGGAAAGAGAAACGAGCCAUUCUCUCCUGCUCUAUCGAGCUCUGCUUAAAUAAAGCCAAGAAUUAUACUGAUAUCUCUCCAUACAGAAGCUCAACUUGCAUUGAAAAGCUGUCAUUUUAAUGUGCCUUCUAUUUUUUUCAGAAGUCAAUGUUUCUGUAGUUUGUUUUGCAAAAUUGUUAAACACAUGCAAUAAAUUCCCUUUAUGUAAAAUAAAAAAAAAAUGUGCAAAAGGUUUUAAAAUGUUAAAUCCACAAAUAUAAUCAAUUUCUAAGUCUUACUCCAUUUGGCCAUUUUAGAUAAGGCUGAAAUAGACCACACUGAAGUCACACAAACGGAAAGACUGACAGCAACGGCUUGCAUAAACCAUCUCACACCGAGACCGACUGGGAAAGGUUCACAGGAUUGGGAUCUAACCAUGGUGUUAACUUGUACGUUCGCUUACAGUGCUGGGUUUGUUUAACUUUCACUGGCACUCUUUCCACUGACUAACCGUGGUGAUACUUUUUGUUAUUUUAGAUUAGUUAAAAUUGCAAUUUUUUGCACAGCUAAAAGAAUAGCCACUGCACACUCUCACAAAUUUUAUAUAUUUAGGAUUUUUGCUUUUACUGCACAGCUCAUUUCCUGAGCGAUUUGCUGAACCAAAUCCUAAGUGUAUGAAAUCUGUGCGUUCAGAUCCCAGCUGAGUUACCGUGACUAGCUUCCGGUUGUUUUCUAAACCUAUUCAACCUUUUGCACAUUUGUAGCAGCUGGUGAGUAACAUGAAUCAAAGUUGGGUUUUAUUUUCUAAAAAUAUCUUAAUUUAUUUAUUGCAAAGAGUAUGGUUUAAUGAUGGUUUUAAAAGAGAGUAUUGUUCAGUAAAGAUUUUAGAGCGUUCUAUAAGGAUUUUUAAAGUCACGGUGAAGGAAGUUAUUGGGGGGCCGGUUCCACUCUUACUCGAAUCAUGAGAGCAGCGGUAAGUGGGGGAGCCCAGACCUGCCGUGCGGCCGGGGCGCUCGCCGCAGUGACUUUGCUUUGGAUCAUUGGACCUGAGGACUCCAGUCCAGAGAGGCUCAUAAACCAGUGCAUGACUCUAAGCAUAUGGGUAGCUUUAAGUACUUAAAGGUGGAAUGAAUGCUUUUUAAAUGCUUUGCUGAAUUGGAAUUUAAGGGGCCCACACCAAAGCCAAGCGAAGGGAGUGUGAGUCUUUUAAAUGGGAUAGGAAUACUGAGCAAGCAGGUGGGCACGCAAUGUACUUCAAAAAUAACAGUAUUACCAGUAACCAUGGAAGGGAGACAUUUGCUUAUUUAUCUUUUCAAUUUUUACUAUGUUAUGCUUGCCACUUUUUUGAGGCAAUUUUUUUUUUUUGAUGGGAAACCAUAGCAAAAGCACAAAUAGAACUAUUUGUCCAAUAGUUUUAAAAACAAAAGUUUUAAUUAUUUUUUAAGGUUUAUGAAAAGCAGAAGAAAAUUUAUACUGCUGCUAUUUAGCCAAAAGAUUAUUCAUAAGGUAUUUAAGGCCAGGAAGUGUAAAAUUAUGUUUUAAAUGUAUUGAUAAUUUGUACAUAUUGUUUAUAAAGGCCUUGUGUUUAUUAGAAUUACGUUAUUUUGAUGAUUUCUGUACAUACUCGUAAAUACCCCCAAUUUGUGUGAAAACAUACGCCCUUAUUUGUACUUAUUUUGUAAAGAAAUAAAACAAUUUACUAAAGUAACACAUCGAGUGACAUACAGUGUUAAUUUAUCAAACAUGAAAUUCACAUUGUCUUGUAGUUCUUAAGCACUGUUCAGAAACAUUUUGCAUUAAAAUAUUAACAGAAUACCCACAAAGAAAUAUUAAAACCAAAUAGUUCAAUGUUUUGUUGUGCUGAUUCUUAUCCUUUGUCAAACAUCUAAUAAAAUUGUCAACAAACCUUGAUGCUCUUAAUACAGUGAAUGAAUGCACUCAGCAGUUGCUUUUUGAAAACAACUUAGUCCAAGAAGCACAACACAACAUUUCCUCUUCUCGCCGGUUUUCUGAGACCUGGGAGCACAGCGGCGUAACAGGCGGCUGGGAAAAGGGCUACGUGACUGGUGUUCUCCAAACCGCAGCUGCAGUGCUCAGCUAAAGAGAAUCGCAGCAAUUUUGUUGCAUCCAAGUAAGUUAAAAGACAGGCUCUAAGUACUUUUUGGCCUUCAUAACAAAAACAUUUGCUGCCUGCACACCACAGUUUUACUGGAGUUUCGAUGAUAUUUUAAAACCUGUUUUAGUGACACUGAACAAUGUUCUUAAUUAAGUUAUGUUGCUAUGGUUUAAGGCCAGAAGUAAAAAUUUGAAUCAGUUUUGCUGAUAUUGUUGCUUAAGAAUAUAGGGAAAUAAGUAAAAAAGAUAUAAAUGAAACUGUAAUAAACUUUAAAUAAGUGACCUGAAGUUACUAACUAAAAGAACAUGUCCUAGCUUAACUUUUCUUUUUUUAAAGGCAUAUUUCUUCUAACCAGGUGAUUGUUUCCACAUGUCUCGCUUGCCUUGGUGCUAUUUUGCAGUUAAUGCUGUGAUGUCAUGGCUCAAACUUUCCAUCUCGAGUCCCCAUCUCGCUCGGCUGGCCCAGCCUGCCCUCCUUUACGAUGCCACCUUACCGAACGGCCCUAAGUACUGGCGCUGCUUUAUGGAGCUGUAAAAAAAAUAUGGCGAACACCAAACUGAAGAAAAACCACCCAACCGAGCACAAAUACUUCCCCUGGUGCCCUAGGUACCUCGGAAGGGGCUGCGCU